This is a messenger RNA of Aspergillus nidulans FGSC A4, 774 nucleotides long. RefSeq lists its product as uncharacterized. The transcript is spliced from 2 exons. NCBI's taxonomy places the organism in Eukaryota, Fungi, Ascomycota, Eurotiomycetes, Eurotiales, Aspergillaceae. The coding region runs from base 1 to 774 and encodes 257 amino acids. The record is from RefSeq and is a predicted model, not a curated record.
AUGAAGAUUGCACUCCUAUCAGCUAUAACAGUGCUUCUCUCCACAACCGUCACCUCUUUCACGGUUCCGACGUCAGAUAUAACCAUUCGCCAUGGCAACCUCAUCAGAUCCGCCUCUGAACCCGUAGAUCUCGAAGGCAGAGAUCUGGAAAAGCGUCGUGGAGGAGGCGGCAGAGGCGGUAGUGGAGGUGGGAGCAGUGGAGGCGGAAGUGGUGGACGUGGUGGUGGUGGAGGAUCCAGCUCUAGCUCGAGCAAUCAUCCAGGAACCCGUCCAGGCUCAACAAGUACCACCAGCAACACUGGAGGUACAUCGCGCGGUGGUUCUGGAACACGGCCGACGUAUGGACGUGGUGGCGGUUACUAUGGUGGUGGUGCGACUGUUCCUUAUCAAUCGGGCAUUCGGUCACCAUUAGGUAUUGUGCCCUUCUUCUUGCCUCUCGCUGCCCUGGUGGCCUUCUUCCCUGGCCCCUGGCUCUACGGGGCACACAUCUAUCCUUACGGCCACCCUUACCAUUACAUCAACGACACCACGAACAAGAACGAAUCAAUGCCGGUUAUCUGCUUGUGCGCGGAGUACUCGACUUGCGGAUGCGACGACAACAACAAUAGCACGUACUAUGAAUCGCUCUUCAAUGGAACACAACCUAAAAACGGCAGCAUUGUCAGAGUUACCGACGUCAACGGUACGCAAACCAUUGCCAUCAAUGGGACCCUGCAAAACGGGACUACGGCGGACGAGGAUACGGUAGAUUCGGCCGCUGCCUUGACGUGGUAG